Molecule: messenger RNA, 5363 nt
Organism: Ostrea edulis (European flat oyster)
Lineage: Eukaryota; Metazoa; Mollusca; Bivalvia; Ostreida; Ostreidae
Product: serine/threonine-protein kinase 17B-like
Exons: 7
Coding region: 429-1793 (454 amino acids)
Biological process (GO): protein phosphorylation; positive regulation of apoptotic process; intracellular signal transduction
Cellular component (GO): nucleus
Molecular function (GO): ATP binding; protein serine/threonine kinase activity
Source: RefSeq, a predicted model, not a curated record
UCUUUAUCGUGUCUGAUUCAAAUCUUAUUAAUAGCCUCGUUUUAACUUGACAUUAAACUGAGUGUCCUAUUUCCGUUUCGAAAGAGAACUUUGUGUGUGUGUGCUAGUAGUCCGUAUCUUCUUCUGAGGAUUAACGAUAAGUGUAUCUCAUAAUACACAAGAGGUAUACUCAUGGGAUAGAGGGUUUGAGGCGACUGUGUUGGAAAAUGACGUCACGUUUUCACCUGUGAUCGAGGUGUGAAGAAGUCGAUUUCAACGAUUUUUUUUGGAAUGUGAAGAAUUUGAUUAUAUUCUAUGGUGUAUAUUUCAAAAAGUAUUUGCAAGAGUUUCUAAGUAAAUUUUGUUAAAAAAGUUAAGUUAUUGAACAAAAGAUUAUUAAUAUCUAAAGUGAGAUUUAGUAUGAAGACAAGAAGAAAGGUGUCACGAAAAUGAAUGGAAUAGUUUUGAGACAACAGCAACAUUACCACAACAGUGUGCCCGGGCUAGGUGUGACCAAUGAGGGUAAAUAUCGACCCUCCACUGCCAUCAAGACCGAAACACUGACAGACAAGUACACAAUCCAGGGGGAGAUAGGGAGAGGGAAGUUUGCUGUGGUACGGAAAUGUCUCAACAAUGAAACAGGAGAGGAAGUGGCUGCCAAAUACAUCCGAAAGCGGCGAAAGGGCAAGUCUUGUCGAGAUGAAAUCCUGCGAGAAGUUGUUAUGUUAGAGCUAGGGCUUGAACAUCCAAGACUGGUGGACCUCAAGGAGGUGUUUGAAACACAGAAUGAGCUCAUACUCAUCACUGAGUAUUGUGCUGGUGGAGAGUUGUUCACAGAGUGUGUAAUAGAGGAGUCUUUCAGUGAAGCAGAUGUUGUCCGGUUCCUGGCACAGAUUCUGGAGGGUCUGGACUACCUCCAUGAAAGAAACAUAGUACACUUAGAUCUUAAGCCUCAAAAUAUACUAUUUACCAAGCCUUUCCCCCAUGGGGAUAUUAAAGUCUGUGAUCUUGGAUUUGCUUGUCUGGUCAACACUGGAGAAGACAUUAGAGACAUCAUAGGAACUCCUGAUUAUGUAGCCCCAGAAGUGCUUUCCUACGAACCUCUUGGUUUAUACACAGAUAUGUGGAGUCUGGGCGUCCUGACUUAUGUCAUGUUAACUGCACACUCGCCAUUUGCUGGCAAAGACAACCAGGAGACAUUCCUCAACAUAUCACAGGUCAAUCUGGACUUCCCGGACAGUUUGUUUAAGGAGACCUCCUCCCUGGCCCAGGACUUCAUCACUAAACUGCUGAUCAAAGAGCCUGAGGAGAGGUUGACAGCAAAACAAUGUUUGCAACAUCCCUGGUUAACUCAAAGGGUGGAUCCUAAAAAAAUCUUGGAGAUUUCUAUAGAAGAGAGGGAUGAAACUAGUGACAAACCUGAACCCACCAAUCAGGACAAAGAAUGUGAAUUUAAAUUGACCAAUGAAAACAGACCUGAUUGUGAACCACCUGUUCAAAUUUCAGAAAACAGCAGGUUGAACAAAGAAAAUCCAGAUGUUGUGUUAAAGGAGAGUUUGAAAGAGAAUAUUUCCUCGGAUAAAGAAACUCAAGAAAAAGACUUGAAGAAGUUAAUUCUGUGUUCAGACAUUUUGGAUCAGCAUGUGAAAAAAGUGGAUAAAGUAACAGAGAGCAUCUCAUCUAAAUCUGUGUGCAAUGAAAACAUGGACACCAAGAUGUGUCCCAGUCGUAACCAUAUAUCUGAUUGGACAGAUGUAGAGGAAGAUAAAAUGGAGUUAGCUGAAGAUGUAGACAAUAAGGUCUCCCUGGUGUAGUGUUCUGGCUAGCGUAAUACUACCGUUUUAGUGAGUCUCACAAUUGUAGGAAUUCAGGAAAUAACUGCAAGGGUUUUGUAUGUAUGGCUAAUUAGAAAGAAACAAAGCACUUCAGUCUUCAGUGUGCUGUGCCUGCCGGGUUAUCAUGAAUGAGGGCCACAAUGAGCUCUUUUAUCCAUGUGACUGUGUGUUGGUGAUAGAGUACACUGGGGCUGAACUACUGCUAACCUGGACUCUUCGCUAACACUACAAAAACUUUUGUUAUACAUCUGCCUUGACACCCCCCCCCCCACCCCCACCCCCAAUUUCCUUGCAGUUUUUGUUGGCAAACAAAUAGUAGAUGGGGCCAAAAUGUUUACAAUAUGCACUAGCAGGGAUAAAAGUUGUUCUUAAAUGUUAUGUCCAUGUGACUGUUUAUACUAUAUCUACAUUGAGUAUAUCUGAUCCAUUGAGGACCAAAGAAAAGUUUUUAUGUAUCAGUAGUGGACAGGUAUAUAUAUAUGUCUUUUUCUUGUGGUUUCAGCACGAGCAUUUAUACACCGUCAGGUUUUUGUGAACGAGACCAAUUCAUGUAGAUUAUACGACAGGCUGACGUCUUUUUCUCGGCUCUGUUCGAACUAGUUCUGUAGAAAUUGGUGCCUCGAUUAAAACCUCCUAGUUUGUAAUUAUCCCAUAAUUUCCUGUUUAACUUAGUUAAUUUGUGUACUUGUAAAACUGUCAAAACUUAGUCAGUUUGAAAUACAAAACCGAUUGACAAGAUUUUAUUUUUGAUCACUUUCCCAAUGAUCGGCAUCUUUUACACUGAUGCUGAUCUACACGUUAUGAUUUUAUGUUGCCAGUACAUGUGUUGUUGAGAGAGUUCAGCGUGCCCUCUUCUUGUGGCACGUUUUACAUAUGAAAGUACAUGUACAUCAGCUGAACUAAUUAAUGAAAAAGAGAAUUAUAUUAAUUUGUAUCUUAAGAAAAAUAAUUUUGUCCUUUUUAUUGCCAGUACAAAUUCACCUCUUAAUAUGUAAUAGUACAAACGCACUCCUAUAAGUAAAAACUCUGGUACUGCCACUCCUUGUUGGCACCAAGUCAAAAGGAUCUCGCUGUCAGCAUCCAGAUUAGUGCAUGUAGUAUACUGGUACAUACAAACUUGGUCUCAUUUUACACAAAAUAUUGUAUUUACGAAAUUAACACCAUAAGGAUCGUGUAUAAAUUUAGCACUAAGGGUCGUUAGAAAUUUAAAUAAUUUGAACACCCCCUUUCCAUCUCUCUGUGAAGAAAACUUGAAGUAUUGAUAUUUGAAAAAAAAAAAAAAUGAAUUCCUUUUGAAUUUUUUCUCCAAUCAUCUAGCAAGUAUGAUGAUACCUGCCGACUUCUACAUUCACAAAGACGUGAUCAGGUUACCGGGAAAGUGGACAGAAAAGUGGGUUUAGGCAUUAGAAAUUCAUUUGGCAUUGAUGGGGGGGGGGGGGGGGGGGGGGGCAAAAUGUUCCUGAUCCUUAACUAGACGGAGAAAUGUUGGAAAAUGAUUGUUGAAACCUGAAUCACUAACAUAGGAUAAUACUGCAAACAAUAUAUUCUGAAAGCAGGACAUAUACAGCAUAUAUUUGGUCUUGUUUUCUCGUUAGUCCUUUAUCAAGUCAGCCCAUCCUUCCUGACUCUCCAUUUUAUCAUGAUUUUGAGCUCCUUUUUUGUCGGAACCUGACACUUUUAAUUUUUAACAUAUCUCAGGCUAAUACUUUUAUCAUCCAUUUGCAUGUGUAACCAUGGAAACUGGCAAGAGUGCCAAAAACCUGCAACAUAUCUUUCAAGUGACUUAUACUGAUAGGGUCCAAUUCAUUUUGUCUCGGUCACUCAUAUGUGGACACUCUGUAGGCGACUAAAUUCCAUUGUUUUGUAUUAAAUGUUUUACGAUUAUUUAGUAGUUUAGUUAGAUAUAUAUAAGUUAUUGUAUAAUAGUUUAUUCUGACUGUCAAGCUUGUUUAUGUAGAUACUUGUUCAUACUGGUAUUGUAAGUAUCUUUGCAAAUAUGUUUAUGAUCUAUAUUGCUCUUUUAAAUCUUCAUUUUUAAUUCCAUGGAAAUGGCCAUUUGAUUUUAGAUAUCAAGAUGACGUACAGUGUAUACAUUCGGUAGAAAUGUGGUUUUUUUUUCCAGAGUUUUUGAUAUACAGUGUCUCUUUAUGAGAUCACAAAAAAGUGCUUUUUGCUUACGUUCAUGUGAGUGUUGCAUGUUUUUGUUCAUUAUUGUCCUUGUCUUGUUAACAAAUCUAUUUCAAAUGGGAAUUCACGAAAAAAAAAAAAAAAAACUGUACAAUUUAUUUUCUAUAUAGGUAUUUUUUACUGCUGUUAAAGAUAUUUUGUUUUUAAUUUUCAUUAUUUUUUGGGGCAAAAUAUUUUCAAGAACUCCCGAAUAAAUUGAGGAAUGAUGUUGCCCGCACGUAAAGUCAUAGAAAACGCACUGCAUAUUCAGUCAAGCAUGUUUUAUUUCUUCCUUCAUAUUUGUAAUAUUCAAACAUAAAUCAAGAGAAAAUUCAUUGAAAUUCAUGACCAACAUGGUUUAAGGAAGUGUUCCACAAAAUUUGUAAUAUUGUAUAAUCCAUGGUAAUGAUUUUUUUCUCAGGAUUUUUAUUUUAACACACCUAGAAGUUGUGAAGAUUAUAAAUCAACAGUGAUAUGCUGUAUUUAAGAUUUGAAAUCGGAAUCCAUUUUCAGUCCAUGAUAUCUCUCUGAAGUACGAUGACAGUUCAUGCUUUACUGUAUACCAGAAAUAUUUUGUACCUAUAUUACAUAAGCUGGCAUCCUUUGUGGGCAAAUUUAAAACUCGACUAGUUUAUAUUAUAAACUGAACUGCUUAUGAAGAAGAAAACUUGACUCUUUUGUUUUUUGUCCUGUUGAAACAUUAAUAUCAGCGAGUGUAUGGUAGUAAACAAUGUUUGUACGAUACUGCUUUUUUAAAAUAUUCCAUUUUAUCAAUAUGAUAAUCCUGUCUUUCAUUUUCUUUAAGCAGUUUAUUAAAUUGCUAAAUACAGCUGUACAUGCAGUCAUCUUUGUGUUUGAUGAUAGUAUGUAUUUAAUUGGCUUUUCAUAAAUUGCAUGUCGUGCUAUUUUAAAAUUUUUUGUUAGCUUUCCGUAAUUACAGUAGCAAUCAUAAAAUUGUCAGGCUUUCAAAUUGUUUCACAGAUGUACUUGACCAAGAUAUAUAUGGGAACAUUCAAAGAUAUGAAAAAUAAGGAAUAUCGGUACGCAGAUUAUUUAUUAGAAUGCAAAUUGAAAUACUUUUAAUUUAGAGUACGUAAAUUUUUAUAGCGAUUAUUUAGCAAAAGAAAGAUACCCUGGAUACUUCAUGUAUGCAGUUUGUGAAAAAGUACAAAACUUUGAGGAAGGUAAUUGGAAUGUUUCAGCUGUUGACGUUAGUUACCUGUAUUAUCACUGUGUGGAUGUCUUAUGUUAUCUGUGUAAACUAGCGGUAGACCCAAUCCAAGUCUUGUAUUUCAUGUCAUCUGAUGCUAUUGUUCCAGAAGCCGUAUUUUUAUUUUUUACAUUUAACAAGUAGAAAAUCAGCAAUAAAUAUAUUGCAAGCUA